Messenger RNA from Belonocnema kinseyi, 1254 nucleotides. Its product is annotated as zinc finger protein 680-like. The record is from RefSeq and is a predicted model, not a curated record. The coding region runs from base 1 to 843 and encodes 280 amino acids. Gene Ontology annotation, molecular function: DNA-binding transcription activator activity, RNA polymerase II-specific; RNA polymerase II cis-regulatory region sequence-specific DNA binding. Gene Ontology annotation, biological process: regulation of transcription by RNA polymerase II. NCBI's taxonomy places the organism in Eukaryota, Metazoa, Arthropoda, Insecta, Hymenoptera, Cynipidae. Gene Ontology annotation, cellular component: nucleus. The transcript has 4 exons.
AUGACUGAAGAUAUAGAAGAACCUGCCAAUUUUGAUUUAAACAACAAACUAACCGCUCAUAAGAAGCAGAAAAUUCAGGAAUCAGAACAGGAACCAGAAAAGAAGUACAAAAAUGCGAAAAAAAAAUUAAAGAAUGAGUGGGAAAAAACAAGGCAACUACUGACAGGGGAAUAUAAACCAUAUAUUUUAAGACAACAGAGGGAAUACCAAAAUCUAUGGUCAAAAAAUAAUGAAAAGGACUUCACUCGCGAAAUUGAAUAUACCAAUGACGAAUCUUUGGGAGUCAAGAAUGAAAUUAUUCACAUUGAACCCAACAAUGACGAAACUUUCGAAAUUAAGGAAGAAACUAUUAAAGAUCAAGAUAAUGUAAAAUUUUGCACCGUAUAUGUAAAAGAAACUGAUAAUAUUGCUAUUAAUGAACUGCCGAACCGUAGGAAGCGUAAAAUUCAGGACUCAAAAGAGGAACCGGAAAAGAAAUACAAAUGCGAAAAGUGUGCUCGAACCUAUAAGCAAAACAGAAAUUUGAUUGGUCAUCAAAAAUUCGAAUGCGACGUCAUUCCAAAGUUUAAAUGUAAAUUUUGCGACAAACGAUUUAAACAGAAAGGUCAGAUGAAUACCCAUGUAAAACGCGUGCAUCACAAGACAAGCUCAAAGACUUCUGCAUUGACGCAUAAGUGUGACAAAUGUUCUCGAAGUUACGCUUGGUUUCACGAUUUAACUCGACAUAAACGUUUUAAACAUGGAGGAGUUAUACCACAAUUUUUGUUUUGUGAAAUUUGCGGAUAUAAAACGAAUCGGAAAAGCACGUUGACAACACACAUGUCUUCACGCCAUUUGAAAUAAUGAUGACUUUAAACAUUACACUACACGCUUGUAUACCUUAAGUUACUUUUUUAAAUCACAAAAUAAUGCUCGAUUUGCAAGGAAGAGUAAAUUUACGUUGCUUCGAUAUCAACAUAAAUAACUUUUCUUAAAUGUAGAAUUUGUUAUUAUGCAUCGAAGUAUCCAAAUGGUAAGAUUCCAUCCACUAGUUAGUCCCUUGUUAUUUGGUUUCUUCUAGAUGGAACCUUGUCAUUUGGAAACGUCAACAUAGUAUUUAUUCGGUAAAAAAUUAUUACAAGAAAGUAUGGAUAUUUUUGAAUUUUUUUCUGUACUAGUAAGUAUUACUGCUACAUCACGAAAUAAAGAAAGUAGUAGCUUCAGUCAUUUAUAAAGAAUAUUAUAAAAUGAUAUUGUUUCUAUAAUUUAUGCUAG